AUGACCUCCAUCACCUCCGCGUACCGCUGCCAAAUCGCGGCGAACAGAUCGCGCGAUCGCGUCCCGCGCGCGCUCGCGAAGACGAUCGCGUGCGGACACCGCGCGACGCCGGGAUCGACGCGCGCGGGACCGCAGCAGAAGAAGAACAAGCAGGGAAAGAAAAAUGGCGCCGCGCACGUCGCGCCGACGUCGGUCGCGACCCCGCGCGCGCCGCACGCGCGCGACGGCGAUAACGUCCUCGCCAGGGCGAUCUACCCGGUCGAGGGAGUGCUCUCGCGCGACAUCACGAACGCGAUCGCGGAGACGCAGGCGGCGCUCCUCGUCGUCGACGACAUCCAACGCGACGCGGUCGAGUACUUCGAUUACUGGAACCCGGACGCGCAGCGCGAGUUCGUCGAGAUGAUUCAGCCCCCGAGCGGCGAGGAAUCCUACGCCAGCGGCGCGCUGAGAGGCAUCGAGGCCGUGGACAAAAAGACGCGGUUGAGGCUCGAGGCGAGCGCGCGCGCGGCGGCCGCUUUGGACGCGAUGCGCGAGGUCAAACGCCAGGACGCGGAGAAAGCCGCCUCCGCCGCCGCCGCCGCCGCCGCCGUCGCCGAGCGCGAGCGCAUUAACGCGGAGACCGCGACCGCGCGGGCCGCCGCCGCGGUCGCGGAGGCGAAGGAACACAGAGAAAAGGCUGCGGAGGAAGCGCGCGCGUUCUACGAGAGGAGCCAGCUCGAGUUGAAGAUGAAGAGAGAGCUGGAGGACGCGCAGCGAGAGCUCAUCGCCGCGUCGAAAGACUUGGGCGCGUCCCGUCUCGAUCUCAUCACGUCAUGA
Molecule: messenger RNA, 816 nt
Organism: Micromonas pusilla CCMP1545
Lineage: Eukaryota; Viridiplantae; Chlorophyta; Mamiellophyceae; Mamiellales; Mamiellaceae
Exons: 2
Coding region: 1-816 (271 amino acids)
Source: RefSeq, a predicted model, not a curated record